Molecule: messenger RNA, 1593 nt
Organism: Bacidia gigantensis
Lineage: Eukaryota; Fungi; Ascomycota; Lecanoromycetes; Lecanorales; Ramalinaceae
Exons: 2
Coding region: 1-1593 (530 amino acids)
Source: RefSeq, a predicted model, not a curated record
AUGUCGAUCCCAUCACGGGCAUCUGGCAACGGCCGGAUCAAUGACGCCAGAGACGAGCCUCCACAGGCUGCAAAAUAUCAAAUCGAAGGAGGAAGUGGUCUACCAAGCCCCAACCUUAGUAUUCUAGAUACACUAAAUGGGUCACUCGCAAACAGUGCGAGGAAACAAAGGCAUCACCCUGAUCUCAACAGGCCUGUAGCUAGCCCAAGUCAAAGCGAUAGGAUUUGGAAGUUAUAUCAGGAUGCGGCGAUGGAAUUGCAUCGCAGGCCUCCAUUACGCACGCAAGCCUCGCCUAAUUCGAAAAGAUCUCGCUUACCCCUAAUGCAAGCUCGCAAUACAAGGUUUGGUCAGCUAGGUACAAGUGUCAGAAGCCCUUACAGUUACCGGAGUCCACCAAAGUACCCUCAAUACGCGUCACCAGGCGAGAACCAUGAUAUUGAAGGCCCUGUGGAGCCAUUCAGUAGUGGCUAUGCUGCACGCAUGACCAGGCCAGAUGCCUGGAACCUAGCGGACGACUGCAGUGCUGACCAGGUUUACUCAAGUUCGCCACCAGAACAACAGAAGGCUGACACCAGCUCCGAAGACGGAGAAGGAGGAAUACCAUUGCCACUAUUCAGAGCUGACGCUGACCAUGGAGAAACCAACCACGCUGACAUUGACGCUUGGCUCACUGGCUUGGAAGGGGCACAGGAUCCAAAAACAUCUCUACUCAGGGUUGCAGGCUUAGAUUCAAGCGUCCCAUUCUCAAAGCCUACCGCCACGAGAACGUCCAGCUCCAAAGAGAACAUCUCACCGACCUAUCGCUUAUCCCCACCGCACCCACCAGUAACUUACAGCGCUAUCUCCACACCCUCUCGUUUUCGCAUCCCCAGCAGACACCGCAUAAUUUCUCAAACACCCAAGACACCCACUCGCUUCGCCCACCCCAGCACGCCUCACGGCCACCUUUCCCUCCCUCCAAAACGCCGACAACGUCUGCCGACCGCUCCACCUUCCACACCUGUCCCUGUCUAUCACUCAGCGUCCAGCAGCGACAACUCCGACCCCCACAAAAAGGGUAUCAUUGUUUACCCAUCGCUCAAACCUGAUCCACCACCCUUCGCUAUCCACGAAGACGCCGAUUGUCGCCUUUCGCCGCCACCACAGCCACCACCAGCAAUUCCCAACAACGUCAACGUCAGAGAUGUCGCGAGCACCUCGCCAGCUCCCGCACCCAAAAAUUUCACUGUCUCCUCCUCGCACAUCCCCGCCGCUCUACUAACACUCAGCCCUGCAGUCUCAAUCCGCCGUAGACGUAGGCGGGCUCGCUGGGAUACUGACACCGUCCCUAAACCUACGGAGAAUUGCACGUUGGAUGUGCCGGAGGUCCAGGGGUCAGACGAUAGAGACACUGAUAUUGACCUAUUUCCUGAAGGUAAGACGAAGCGUAUCAAGAAAAAGAAGAGCGGGAGAAUGGACGGGGGUGGUAAGGGCGGUAAAGGUGGCGCGAAGGAGAGAAAGGUCCUCGCUGAGCUAGAGGUGGCGAAGGAGAAGGCGUUCAUGGAUGAGGCGGAGGACUGGGAUUUUGAGUUCUCUGCUUUGCUUGACGAGUAG